CCCACAUGUUCAGGAAUGCGGUUCUAGGCUGGCUAUACAGCAAUGGACUGUUGCCAAGCAUUGUACCGCAUUCCUUCACGGGCUUCUUCCACCACGUGAAGCGUGGCUGGUUGUCCAUUCCAUGGCUUGUUCUUAGGGACUUGAUCCAAAGGGUGCAGCUUACGUAUAUGACCAUCCAUACCGGACAAUGUGAGAGGACAAGAGCAUAGAUCCUGCCAAGUCCCAAAGGAUCGGAGCUAACGAAGCAACCCGCUAUAUCGGACCCGAGAUGCAAUCUCACCUUAAGAUGACAGCACGGCUUAACAAGCAACUCCACCACUCAAUAGACAUAACUCUAACUACAAGGAAACACCACGAUGCCAUCUUCCAGAGGUUGUCAGACCUGCAGGAUCCGCCGCAUAAAAUGUGACCAAACCCACCCCAUCUGCCAGCGCUGCCAAACCGCCCACCGAACGUGCCACGGCCUCUCCACCUCCCCUAUCAUCCACCAUGAAAACCCUUACGCAAGUGGACAACGCAAGCGACCGCGUGGGCCGAGGAGCAGCGUGAGCAGCAGACCCCGAGCCGCCCGCACCAGUAGUACUGAUACAAGUACAAAUACUACCACCAUCGUGUACCCCCAGCCCCAACCCAGCUUACAUUCCCAGGCGAUAGCCCUCUACCUCCACCAACAUACCCCUUCGUCCCCUUCCCCUCCCUAUGCUAACAGAGGAAGUGAUGACUUCAUCUCAAGCCUAACAGAAACCUACCUCCCCACCCUGACCCUCUCUUCCUCCCCCUCCCUCUCCACCUACCAGUUCAUCAACUCAACCCUUCUGGAAAAAGCACUCACCCCCCUCGCACUCGCGUACUUCGCCCGGGCGCAGAACUGUCCAUCCGCACGAACGGAAGCAGCGCGUGCCUAUUCCGCGGUGCUGCGCGAGGCGCGAAGUAUCUUCGCUUCCAUGAGCCUUGCCACUGGGGCUCGGAUCGAUGGAAUUGGCAUUGAUGUCCUCCUGUUGAUGAUCUUCUUUAUGAGUCGGUACGAGGAUACCGUUCACCCGCGAUCUGUCUCCUUGAGAUUCCGUGGGGGAGCGGGCAAUCCACGAGGUUCUGGAAAUGGUUCGCCAAAAGGAUUGCGGUCUGGGAUGUUGGCAAGCUGCGCGCAUCAGGACGGGGCGGUGGCUGUUCUGAGGGUUUGGGUUGAUGCUUGCCGCUGUCGCGGAGGGCAUAUAGGAAGUGGGGGGAUACCCUCGGAGGUGGUGAAGCUGACGAGGCGGGCGGUGAUGAGGUCUGCCCUUAUGCGGGGGAUGAUGUUGCCGGAGUGGAUGCACUCCGGGGAGGUGUUUGGGGAGGCGACUGGCGGCGUGGAGGAGAGGUUGGAUGCGCUGGCGGUUAGGGUAGUGGAGUUACGGGGGAGGAGUGUUGCGCCGGGGUUUCGGGUUGCUGAUGGAGCUGGGGCGGGCUCGGCUCAGACAUCAUGCGAGGAACGUUGGAUCGGGGCUGCCGCUGCUGCGAAGAGGGUCUACUCGGAGGGAAACAGGGUGAGGAGUGCGUUGGAGGCGUGGAAGGGCGAGGUGGAUUGGAUUCAAAGGGAGAUGGUUGCGGCAAAGGAGAAAGUGUACUACUUCCCUACCCUGGCACAGGCGGUUCUAUGGUGUCAUUACUUGACGCUGGCCAUGUUGAGUGAGAGUGUUUGUCUGAGGGUCUUGAAGUUCGUGAAACACGAAAUCGCCGGGUCCGGGGCGGCCGGUUGGUGCGACCAUCUUGCUGCGAGGGAUUUGGCUGCUGCUCAUGAGGUAGACUUGAAGACUCUGGCCAGGCAGUUGAUGGCCUCUGUACCGUUUGUUCUGGGACAGGUACACAUUACGGAGAAUGCGGCAUGGGGGGUGCGCAAUGCGACGUGGGAUAAGACGCUGCCGCCCUCGCCGUAUAGAGCUAGCUUGCUGGUGUGGCCGUUGACGGUGGCUUCGGGGAUAGACAGGCUAGAGGAGCAGCAGCGAUGGUUCAAGGCGCAGCUGGGGUAUUUGGGGCGAGUGACAGGCGUUGGGGUCUUGGAGUGUGCUGAGGGAGAAGAGUGGCUGACUUUCUAG
This is a messenger RNA of Aspergillus japonicus CBS 114.51, 2072 nucleotides long. Its product is annotated as Zn(II)2Cys6 transcription factor domain-containing protein. The coding region runs from base 357 to 2072 and encodes 571 amino acids. Lineage: Eukaryota; Fungi; Ascomycota; Eurotiomycetes; Eurotiales; Aspergillaceae. Gene Ontology annotation, molecular function: DNA-binding transcription factor activity, RNA polymerase II-specific; zinc ion binding. The record is from RefSeq and is a predicted model, not a curated record. The transcript is spliced from 2 exons. Gene Ontology annotation, biological process: regulation of DNA-templated transcription.